Messenger RNA from Gryllus bimaculatus (two-spotted cricket), 1062 nucleotides. The record is from the annotation of a GenBank genome assembly. Lineage: Eukaryota; Metazoa; Arthropoda; Insecta; Orthoptera; Gryllidae.
AUGGAGGGGAGGGGCGGUGGGAGGAGGAGGAGGGCGGCGCUGUGGCGCGCGGGGCGGGCUGCUGGGUCCGCGGGGCGUGCGCCGGACGCGCGCCCGCACAGAUUGGGCACUCGGGCGGCCUUCGGCGCACCAUCUUCUUGGGCCUGGAAGCGGUCGCGCUGCCCCCGCCGCUCGCGCCCGCGCCCAGACGCCGACGCCGCCGCCUUCGACUUCGUGGUGGUGGGCGGCGGCGCCGCGGGCUGCGUGCUCGCCAACCGCCUGUCCGAGGUGCCGCACUGGCGCGUGCUGCUGCUGGAGGCCGGCGGGGAGGAGGCGCCCAUCAUGGACGUGCCCUUCAUCGUCGGCGCCUUCCACGACACCAACGUCAACUGGCGCUACCGCACCGUGCCCCAGCGGCACAUGUGCACGCGCCUGCGCGGCCGCACCUGCGACUACCAGCAGGGGCGAGCGCUGGGAGGGUCCACCGUCAUCGACCACAUGCUGAGCGUGCGCGGCAACGCCAGGGACUUCGACGCGUGGGCGGCGGAGGGUAACGCCGGCUGGGACUUCGAGUCGCUGCUGCCCUACUUCCGCAAGGUGGAGCGCAUGCAGAUCCCGGAGCUGCGCGACAGCCCCUUCCACGGCGCGCGAGGCCACGUCAGGGUCAACUACAGCCCCUACCAAUCGGACAUGAGCAAGGCGCUGAUCCGCGCGUACGAGGAGGCCGGCGCGCAGCAGGUGGACUACAACGGCGCGUCGCAGGUGGGCGUGUCGCGCUCGCAGACUACGACGGCGAACGGCGGGCGAUGGAGCGCGGCCAGGGGCUACCUGCGGCCGGCGCGCGCGCGGUCCAACCUCGUCGUGCGGCCGCGCAGCACCGCCACGCGCCUGCUCUUCGACGACGACGACGACGCCCCGCGCGUCGUGGGCGUGCAGUACGUGCACCACGGCGUGCUGCGCGAGGCGCGCGCCACCAAGGAGGUACGCACCCCCCCUACACCUGGAGACCUCCUGGCGCCCCGCGAGUACCAACAGGUUGCACCCCAUCCCCCAUCAGGAGACCGCCAGUUAGACCAAGUGUAA